GCGGGCUCGCUUUCCGGCGGGAGCGCGGGGCGUGAGGCUGGCGCCACCGGCCCGUGUCUGUGCUCGCUGCAUCCUCCGGCUCCAGUGCCCGGUGGCGACUCAUCUGUGGCGAGAGAGCGGGGCCGGGCUCGGCUCUGGCCUGACCCGCGAGGUGACCUUGGUCGAGUCCCCUGUCGCGCGAAGCUGCGGCGCUUGUCUGUGGCGCGGGUCUGUCAGGGACCUGGCUCUCGAGCGGUUGAGGACAUAGACCUAGAGCGGCCCCACCGGCUGUCCGGUGGCAGAGGGAGCACCGUGCCGCCGGAGGCGGUGGGAGAGAGCUCGGUCUUGGGGCGAAGAUGCCCCUACACGUGAAAUGGCCGUUCCCUGCGGUGCCGCCGCUCACCUGGACCCUGGCCAGCAGCGUUGUCAUGGGCCUGGUGGGCACCUACAGCUGCUUCUGGACCAAGUACAUGAACCACCUCACCGUCCACAACAAGGAGGUGCUGUACGAACUCAUCGAGAACCGAGGCCCAGCCACUCCCCUCAUCACCGUCUCCAAUCACCAGUCCUGCAUGGAUGACCCUCAUCUCUGGGGGAUCCUGAAACUCCGCCACAUCUGGAACUUGAAGUUGAUGCGUUGGACCCCGGCGGCUGCAGACAUCUGCUUCACCAAGGAGCUGCACUCCCACUUCUUCAGCUUGGGCAAGUGUGUGCCCGUGUGUCGAGGAGAUGGCGUCUACCAGAAGGGAAUGGACUUCAUUUUGGAGAAGCUCAACCAUGGGGACUGGGUGCACAUCUUCCCGGAAGGCAAAGUGAACAUGAGCUCCGAGUUCCUGCGCUUCAAGUGGGGUAAGGGCUGGCGUGGACCGUGGCAGACGGGAAUCGGGCGCCUGAUUGCCGAGUGUCAUCUCAACCCCAUCAUCCUGCCACUGUGGCAUGUCGGAAUGAACGAUGUCCUUCCUAACAGCCCGCCCUACUUCCCCCGCUUUGGACAGAAAAUCACCGUGCUGAUCGGAAAGCCCUUUAGUGCCCUGCCCGUGCUCGAACGGCUCCGGGCAGAAAACAAGUCGGCUGUGGAGAUGCGGAAAGCCCUGACUGACUUCAUUCAGGAGGAAUUCCAGCGCCUGAAGACCCAGGCGGAACAGCUCCACAACCACCUGCAGCCCCGGAGCUAGGCGCCACCCGGCCCAGACCUUGCCCUUGCUUCCUCUGGAUGGGGCGCUGGCCCCCAAGGCCUGGAGAAGAGGCAGCUCUGGGACCCAAGCCCCAGCUGCCGGGCUCUCAGUGCUGCUUUUGGGUCCUCGUCCCACAUGGAGCUGGGGCUGGGGGAUGGACUGAUGCUUUGAGCUCAGAUAAGGUUUGUUAGAUUUGUUCAUACCCUUAAUGGGUGCCCUCUCCUAGCUGGUGAACAUUCCAGCUUCUCUGUGUGUCUUCAGUUGAAGGAAGGGUCUCAGCUGCUCCUCCCACUUGGCCACGAAGGUGUUCUCUCUCAGGGCUGGUAUCAGGAGAGAGGGUCGCUGAAGGGGGAGCGGGUGGUCAGGCUGGAGCUUUGGGGAGGGUCCCACGAGGCCCUUGGCCUGCCUUCCACCCACCUGCCCCAAUCCAGGAGCUGCUCACCACCUUCUCAGGGAUGACCGUCAGCCACGUCUUCCUUCUGCCCGUGCUUCUCACAAGUGAGGGAGCCUCAGGCAGGGCCCAGCCCCAGGCUGCAGUCAGAAGAGCAGCUCUUUGCCAGAAGUGGAGCCCAGCCAAACGGAGCUGGCAGCAAGGGCCUGAGACCCUGCUGCUCGCCUUCACACCAGGGCCACUGACUUCUCCAUCCUUUCUGCUUCCCUGGCAUUACUCGACUCUCCUGGGGCCUGGGUUUUCAUGUUUUGUAAACAAUAAAGCAUCUAUAUUGUGCUGUUUUA
This is a messenger RNA of Diceros bicornis minor, 1889 nucleotides long. It is a transcript of the gene TAFAZZIN, whose product is annotated as tafazzin, phospholipid-lysophospholipid transacylase. Gene Ontology annotation, molecular function: 1-acylglycerophosphocholine O-acyltransferase activity. Gene Ontology annotation, biological process: cardiolipin acyl-chain remodeling; inner mitochondrial membrane organization. NCBI's taxonomy places the organism in Eukaryota, Metazoa, Chordata, Mammalia, Perissodactyla, Rhinocerotidae. Bases 336 to 1154 code for a protein of 272 amino acids. The transcript is spliced from 10 exons. Gene Ontology annotation, cellular component: mitochondrial membrane. The record is from RefSeq and is a predicted model, not a curated record.